Knipowitschia caucasica is the source of this 420-nucleotide messenger RNA. The record is from the annotation of a GenBank genome assembly. Lineage: Eukaryota; Metazoa; Chordata; Actinopteri; Gobiiformes; Gobiidae.
AUGGUUCCUCUGCAGAGGCCUCAGAAGUUGCUGAACCAGGUGGAGGCGUGUGUGGACCAGGCUCUGCUGGGUCUGGUCCGGUCCAGUCCUGGUCUCUCUCUGCUGCAGGACAUCAGGACCGUGGUGAGGUCAGACCUGACCAGUCUCAGCGGGAAAGUGGCUCUGGUGUCUGGGGGAGGAGCAGGACAUGAACCUGCUCAUGGAGGUGAGGGGGGAGGAGAGAGGGGGAGGAGAGAGGGAGGAGCAGGACAUGAACCUGCCCAUGGAGGUGAGGGGGGAGGAGAGAGGGGGGGAGAGGGGGAGGAGCAGGACAUGAACCUGCCCAUGGAGGUGAGGGGGGAGGAGAGAGGGGGAGGAGCAGGACAUGAACCUGCCCAUGGAGGUGAGGGGGGAGGAGAGAGGGGGAGGAGCAGGACAUGA